UCUCCAACCAAACAGUUCGAAGAUCCUCGUUGCAAGAUGAAGUUCGUUGCAUUUCUCCUGCUCGGCAGCCUAACUCUGGCCUUGGUGUUGGCAUUUCCUGCUGAGCUCGGCGCACAUUCUGCUCUGCCAGCUGCUGACGCUGCUGCUGAAUCAGCUGCCACAUCCGCCGGGACAACAGCGGAGAACCAGGAGGAUCCUGCGCUCCUCCGUGAGCCACGCCAUCUGCUGAAAUAUUUACUCUCCAAGCCCGUGGUGGUGCAGCCCAUUGUGGUGCAGCAGCCUUAUGCCACAUACCCCAGUGGCUAUGGCCGCGGCUAUGGCUAUGGCAAUUCCUACGGCUAUUCCUACUACGGCAACCGGCGCUAUUGAAAAUUGUGUUAAAUAUUUAAGAACCCAAAUUUAAGAGACUGAAAAUAAAGCUACAUCUAAGUCGAA
Messenger RNA from Drosophila guanche, 435 nucleotides. RefSeq lists its product as uncharacterized. Lineage: Eukaryota; Metazoa; Arthropoda; Insecta; Diptera; Drosophilidae. The coding region runs from base 37 to 369 and encodes 110 amino acids. The transcript has a single exon. The record is from RefSeq and is a predicted model, not a curated record.